AUGGGCGAGAAAUCUACACCUCUUCUUGCUGUUUUACAGUUGUUAAAAAAAUACAAUUUAAAGGGCACUGAGGAAAUUCUAAGAAAAGAAGCUAACUUAGGGGAUACAGAUUUUGAUGGUUUGGAUUUACAAGAAGUUGAAAUAGCAAGUAUUCUAUCUGCACAUCACACUGAAAGUGACCCAUUCACUUAUGAGCAUGCCUAUGAUACGUUAAAAAAAUUUGUAGAAAAUUCAAUGGAUAUUUGUAAGUAUGAACUAUCCACACUUUUAUAUCCUGUAUUUGUACACAUGUAUUUAUCUCUGAUACUGUAUGAUCAUCAUGAGCAUGCUUCAAAAUAUUUGGAAAAAUUUGGUGCAGAACAAGAAGAAUUUUAUCAGGACGAUUUAAAACAAUUAUCUAAUGUCAAAUCUAAGGAGAAAAUUAAAGGAAAUGAAAUUGCAGAGAUUUAUAGCACAAACAAAUUUGAAGUUCAGUUGUCCAGAGAUGCUUCAUCUCAGCUAAAGAGAUUUCUGCAAGAACAAAAAAGUUCUCCUGUUAUUAUUAACAUUAUUAAUAAUCACAUACAGAUAGAUGUGCAUGAUGGUCCUGGCAGAACCCAGGCUCAGGUUAGAUCAACGGCUGGAGGACUACUCGGAGAGGCCUCUAGAAAUGAAAAUCGAACUAAAGUAUAUUAUGGGCUACUGAAAGAGCCUUUCAUAGAAGUACUAGCUACAACUCCGCCUGAAGAUGAAGAGGAAGUUGAAGAGACACCUGAUAAACCCAAAAAGAAGAAGGCAAAAAAGGAUCAUUUCCUAAUGAAGAAACCAAAAGUGGACCCUAAUGCUCCUCCAACCGACAGGAUACCUUUGCCAGAAUUAAAAGAAACAGACAAAAUGGAGAAGGGGAAAGCUCUUCGGGAGGCAUCAAAACGUGUGCAGUUAGGGCCUGAGACUCUGCCCUCUAUAUGCUUUUACACUCUACUAAAUAGUGGUCAUACUGCAUUAUGUGCUGACAUUUGCGAUGAUUCCACAUUGAUGGCAGUUGGAUUCAGCAACUCCAUUGUAAAGGUAUGGACACUCACAACAGUGAGACUUCGUGGUAUGAAAUCGGUUGACAAAUUGCAAGAUAUAGACAGAGAAGCAGGUGAUGUUCUCGUAAGAAUGAUGGAAGAAAAAGAUCGAGACACUUGUCGCACACUUUUUGGACAUUCUGGUCCUGUUUAUAAGGUUGGAUUUGAUCCGUUUAAGAAUCUGCUGUUGUCCUGUUCUGAAGACGCUACAGUGCGUUUAUGGUCCCUGCAAUGCUGGACGUGCCUUGUCGUAUACCGAGGUCACAUGUGGCCGGUAUGGGAUGUGAAGUGGUCUCCGCACGGCCACUAUUUCGUAUCCAGUGGCCACGAUCGCACAGCUCGUUUGUGGGCCACUGAACAUCAUCAACCACUUAGAAUAUUCGCUGGACACCUCUCAGACGUUGAUUGCGUUCAGUUCCACCCGAAUUCUAAUUAUGUUGCGACUGGUUCAAGCGAUCGUACUGUUCGCUUGUGGGACUGCUUGACGGGAGCACAAGUUCGGACUAUGACAGGACAUAAACGUACUAUUUUUACAUUGUCGUUUUCUGUCUGCGGCCGAUGGCUGGCGUCUGGUGGCGGCGGUGGAGAAAUAAUAAUUUGGGAUAUUUCGACUGGUGCACCAACAGCUGCUCUUCCCCUGUUUCAUAAUGCCCCAAUAACAACACUUGCCUUUAGUCGGGAUGGAGCUCUUUUAUCAUCAGGUUCAUUGGAUUGUACCAUAAAGCUAUGGGACUUCGUAGCUAUUUCAGAUGACAGUGCAAAUGAUGAAAACAACUCCAAUACUUCACCAACUAAGGAAGAAAAAUUCUUGUUGCGGUCAUUUGCCACCAAAAAUUCGCCUUUAAAAAAUUUACAUUUCACUCGACGUAACCUUCUAUUAGCUGUAGGUUCAUAUGAUGGAAGUUCGUAA
Molecule: messenger RNA, 1959 nt
Organism: Leptosia nina
Lineage: Eukaryota; Metazoa; Arthropoda; Insecta; Lepidoptera; Pieridae
Source: the annotation of a GenBank genome assembly